Engraulis encrasicolus (European anchovy) is the source of this 2306-nucleotide messenger RNA. RefSeq names its product bone morphogenetic protein/retinoic acid inducible neural-specific 3a, tandem duplicate 2 (gene brinp3a.2). The transcript has 7 exons. Bases 1 to 2259 code for a protein of 752 amino acids. The record is from RefSeq and is a predicted model, not a curated record. Lineage: Eukaryota; Metazoa; Chordata; Actinopteri; Clupeiformes; Engraulidae. Gene Ontology annotation, cellular component: cytoplasm; dendrite; neuronal cell body. Gene Ontology annotation, biological process: positive regulation of neuron differentiation; cellular response to retinoic acid; negative regulation of mitotic cell cycle.
AUGGCUCUAUGGGAGUUUGUGACUGUCAGCCUCCACUGCUGGGCUGUGGCCAUCGCCAGCUUGUCUGAGGACAGGCCGGGAGGGCCCCUGGACUGGCUCCUUUCUGACAAGGGGCCCUUCCACCAUUCCCAGGAGUACACCGAGUUUGUGGAGAGGAACCGCCAGGGCUUCUCCACGCGCUACAAGAUAUACCGAGAGUUUGGUCGCUGGAAAGUGAACAACUUGGCGGUGGAGCGGCGAGAUUUCCUGGACUCCCCCCUGCCCCUGACUCCUGAGUUCAUGCGGAACAUUCGGCUCCUGGGGCGCCGACCAACCACCCAGCUAAUUACGGACAAUCUUAUUAAGAAGUAUGGAACUCACUUCCUGCUCUCGGCCACGCUCGGAGGAGAGGAGGCCUUGACCAUAUUUGUGGACAAGAGGAAGCUGAGCAAGAAGGCGGAGCUAACUGACUUCUCCACCAAUGGCACGGCUGUCACCUUGGAGACCCUCCACCAGCUGGCCGCCUCAUACUUCAUCGACAGAGAGAGCACGCUGCGCAAGCUGCACCACCUCCAGAUCGCCUCCACUGCCAUCAAGGUAACCGAGACCAGGACCGGCCCUCUUGGAUGCAGUAACUAUGACAACCUUGAUUCCGUGAGCUCGGUGUUGGUUCAAAGUCCCGAAAACAAAGUCCAUUUACAGGGACUCCAGAUUAUCUUACCAGACUACCUUAGAGACGUUUUUGUCCAGGCUGCUCUGAGCUACAUUGCCUGCAAUGGGGAAGGAGGGUUUGUCUGCAAAAACAACGACUGCUGGUGCGAGUGCGAUGCAAAAUUCCCAGAAUGCAACUGCCCAUACAUGGACAUCCAGGCCAUGGAGGAGAGCCUGCAGAGAGUCUCUGAGUCAUGGACCACUCUCUACAAAGAAUUUGAGGAAUCAGAUGAAUUCAAGACGUUUCUGACGAGGCUACCGCAGAACUUCUUCUUGAACACGUCCACCAUACAGCACUUGUGGUCGCUGGAUGCCGGUUUCCAGCGUCGCUACGAGCAGCUUGAGAGCAGCAUGAGAGGCCUGUUUAAGCGGGCACACAGGGUUGUCUACAAGCUCUUCAGCCUCAGCAAAAGAUGUCAGAAACAGCCGCACAUCUACUUACCACGGGAAAGGCCACAGGCGUACUGGCUCAACUAUUUCCAGUCGCUCCUCUACUGCUCCGAGAACAACCAGCUGGGCUCCUUCUCCGAGGAGCUGCACGCGUGCGUCUGCGCCUAUGAGCACACCUCCUGCCAGUCGGCCACCCCGUGCUCCAUCGGCGAGGCGGUGGCCUGCGCCUCCUGCGCCAACGACAACCACACCCGCUGCGGCAGCUGCAACACGGGCUACAUGCUCAGCCAGGGGGUGUGCCGCCCCAUGGUGGCCGACUCCACGGAGAACUACCUGGGCUUCGAGACGGACCUACAGGACCUGGAGCUGCGUUACCUGCUGCAGAGGUCCGACCGGCGGCUGGAGGUGCACGCCAUCUUCAUCAGCAACGACAUGCGCCUAAACAACUGGUUUGACCCGUCGUGGAGGAAGAGGAUGCUGCUGACGCUCAAGAGCAACAAGUACAAGUCCAACAUGGUCCACAUGCUGCUGGGGAUCUCCUUGCAGAUCUGCCUGACCAAGAACAGCACCCUGGAGCCGGCGCUCACCCUUUACAUCAACCCGUUCGGCGGGAGCCACUCGGAGAGCUGGUACAUCCCCGUAAGUGAAAACAGCUUUCCUGAUUGGCAGUCCACAAAGCUGGACUUGCCCUUGGAGUGCUUUAACUGGACCUUAACGCUGGGGAACAAGUGGAAGACCUUUUUCGAGACCAUCCACAUAUAUCUUCGCAGCCGCGUCAGGGCAGCAGGUGUCGGGGUCAAUGAUAGCACAUAUUACGAGCCGCUGGAGAUGGUGGACCCGUCCAGAAACCUGGGCUACAUGAAGAUCAACAGCAUCCAGGUGUUCGGCUACAGCAUGCACUUUGACCCGGAAGCCAUUCGAGACCUCAUCCUGCAGCUGGACUACCCGUACACUCAGGGCUCGCAGGACUCGGCCCUGCUGCAGCUGCUGGAGAUCCGGGACCGGGUCAACCGGCUCUCGCCGCCGGGCCAGCAGCGCCUGGACCUCUUCUCCUGCCUGCUGCGCCACCGCCUCAAACUGACAGCCAGCGAGGUGGUGCGGAUCCACGCCUCUAUGCAGGCAUUCAGCACACGACUACCCAACUCUCUGGACUACGAGACAACAAAACUUUGUAGUUAAGCCAGACAUCAGUGAAAGUACUAAAACAAUGAAAGCACUGCAGACAC